AUGGCCUACCAGACCGCCCUGUCCAAAUACCUCGCCCUCUGCGAAAAAUACGCCGCCCUCAUGCUCCCCGGCUUCUUCAACUUCCCUUCCGCCGGAGAAGAUAUACCCGAAGAUCUCGUCAUGGAUUUCGGAGAAUUCGUGGAAAAGUACGAUUUACAAGCUGCGGUGCCGAAACUCUGGGAUAGCACGGUUAUGGGCGUGGGCGAUUUUCUGAAAGUGCCUACGCUGUACGUGAUGCAAGCAUCCGGCCUCGUGAUGGCGCGGGCGAUGCUCGGCCAGAGUCGCGCUAUGGUGCCGAGCAGUGGGAAUCUGCAUGAGCUGUAUGAGCGCGUGGCUGAGCUUUUAGGGGAUGAUGUGCUGUACAACAGCAUCGUCGUAGGGUGUUCUAGGAACGAGAGCGGUGUAAGCGUGCGAGUGAAGCACAGGGACGGGAACGAGACGGAGAUAGUGGCGAAAAGGUUAUUGGUGGCAUUUGAGCCCAGCCCGGUUGCGAUGGCGGUUUUUGACCUGGAUGAGGAGGAGGGAGAGGUCCUGGGGAAGUUGAGCUUUUCGAGUGUGUAUGCUGGUCUGGUUCAACACCCGAGCUUGAAGGGAUUUAAUUCUUGGACGAAUACGCUGCCGGGUGCUCCCGGGUCGAAUUAUUCUGCGUAUCCACUUCCAGCGCAGGUUGGGAAGAUCGGUCAUCAGCCUGGAGGUGGUGAGGAUCUCUUUGCGUUCACGGCAAUCGGGACGCAGGAAGAUAAUGAUGAGAGCAUGCAGGCUCUCAUUUCGGGGUCGAUUGAGAAUAUGGUAAAAGCUGGGACGGUCAAUGGUUCGAAUGGGACUACAGCGUUUCCUUAUUUUGCGAAUCAUGGGCUGAUGCAUUCAAGAGUCUCAAGAGAGGAAUUGAGGAAAGGGUUCAUUGCAAGACAGAACGCGCUGCAGGGGAGGAGAGCGACGUGGUAUACCGGGGCUGCGUUUAGUGCAGGGUUCUCGACGAUACUGUGGGCGUAUAAUGAGGUUCUGCUACCAAGGGUGAUUGAAGGGCUGUAG
Molecule: messenger RNA, 1032 nt
Organism: Didymosphaeria variabile
Lineage: Eukaryota; Fungi; Ascomycota; Dothideomycetes; Pleosporales; Didymosphaeriaceae
Exons: 2
Coding region: 1-1032 (343 amino acids)
Source: RefSeq, a predicted model, not a curated record